GCCGAAGUUAAGCUAGCUGAGAGAAGUGGCAUGAUUUAUAAAGGUUUGGGUUGAUAAUUUGGUAAACAUGCAUUGUUUUUAAAGAGAAUAAACAAAACUAUGUUGUAGACUUUUAAAUACAACUGAGGCUGUUGCUAUUCUUCCCAAUCCUAAAGCUUUCUAAACAUUAAGUUUGUGCAACAUUAACUCGAAGAUAAGUUCCUGUGCGACGAUCCACGUCACUGAGACUGAAUCCGGGUAAAUGGCGUCGACGAAUGAUCCAUUCCAGUUUCAAGAAUUUGAAGAAGCUGGCAAUCUGUUGGAAGCCAACAGAGAUGCAACCACCAUUAGCAUUGAAGAUGACGAAAUCCAACCUGAGAAGCAGCGAAAAGGUGCUGGUUUCAUUCCUGAUGGUGAUGACGAGGACCCACUUGCCAGUGAUGACAAGGCAGAGCUUCUCUCUGGGCAAAAGAAAAGUGUCCCCUUCUGGACGUUUGAGUACUACCAGAAAUUCUUUGACAUCGAGACCCAUCACGUGAGGGAAAGAAUCAUUGGAUCAAUGCUGCCAUGGCCUGGAAAGAACUUCAUUCAUGUCCACCUUCGUAGAAAUCCUGAUCUCUAUGGACCAUUCUGGAUUUGCACCACACUUGUGUUUGCUAUUGCCAUCAGUGGAAACAUAUCCAACUUUCUGAUGCACUUAGGCAAACCAAACUAUAGGUAUACCCCAGAGUUUCAAAAAGUGACAAUAGCUGCAACAGCGAUCUUCUGCUAUGCUUGGUUUGUGCCACUUGCCCUGUGGGGUUUCCUGCUAUGGAGAAACAACAAGAUCAUGAACUUAGUUUCAUAUUCCUUUAUGGAGAUCGUCUGUGUGUAUGGAUAUUCCCUCGCGAUUUACAUUCCAGCAGUGGUCCUCUGGAUUAUACAAUAUGAAUGGCUGAGGUGGUGCUCCAUCUUGGUGGCUCUCUGCCUCUCUGGCUCAGUUCUGGUGAUGACUUUCUGGCCUGCAGUCAGGGACGACCACCCCAAAGUUAUCAUAGCAGUCAUGUCGGCCAUUGUUGUGUUCAACGUCCUGCUUGCCGUUGGCUGUAAGACCUAUUUCUUCAGCGUACCAGAAAAACUAGCUGACAUUUCUGCUGCAACAAAUGUGACCAAGUCUUCGACAUGAAAGCCUCUCAUUGUCUAAAGGUUCUCCUGUUGCCUUAUUAGAGAGAAUCGGGUUGCUGUGGCGAUGAAGUCAUGAGUCGUCUGGAUUUCACCUGCACUCGGACAUUCUGGCUCAAGACCUUUAAACUCAGUGUGCAUGCUCGGUUCAACUGCAUGACCUCUGAAAAUGAACACUGGUACCAAGUAUGUUAUUUCUAAUGGGAUGGGGUCUAAAUUUCCUCAAAGAUAAUUGGGGUAUGGUGUUACACAGCAACAUGCAGUAAAAUCUCUUGUAGUAUUCCGCUUUAUAGUUCUUAUGUUGAAAUAUUUAGAUAACCAGUCUGUGCAGAAAUAUUGGUGCAUCGAAGGCAUUUUGUAUAUGCAUUUUUUUAUAUUCAGUUAAUGGGGACUGGCUUGUAUACUUUGUGUAAAUAAUAUUGUGUAUGAACAGCACAACAAAUAUAGGUGUUGGUAAGAUAUUGAAGGGUGGGACCCAUGUACAAAUAGUCAUUGUAUUUUCCUCCGACUGAUAUAACCGCAAGUGCCCUGAACAAAUGCCAAAGACCCAUUCGAAAUGGCCAAGGCAUUUAAAACUUGUGUAACUAUUUUAUUAAUUAAUUUGUUUUUACUGUGACAAACUACAUUUGAUAAAUGUAUAAAAUUUAAUAUGUCAGUUGUCAAUGAACAAGGUGUUUAUUAAUGAAACCAUCAUUAAUAAAGGGGUUAUGACAAUGAUUUACGGUCAACCCGGAGCCUAUUUUCAAGCACAAAUUAAACUCUAUGAACAGAU
Sebastes umbrosus (honeycomb rockfish) is the source of this 1912-nucleotide messenger RNA. RefSeq names its product Yip1 domain family, member 1 (gene yipf1). The coding region runs from base 242 to 1144 and encodes 300 amino acids. Gene Ontology annotation, molecular function: small GTPase binding. NCBI's taxonomy places the organism in Eukaryota, Metazoa, Chordata, Actinopteri, Perciformes, Sebastidae. Gene Ontology annotation, cellular component: membrane; Golgi apparatus. Gene Ontology annotation, biological process: vesicle-mediated transport. The record is from RefSeq and is a predicted model, not a curated record. The transcript has 10 exons.